Molecule: messenger RNA, 1736 nt
Organism: Prunus mume (Japanese apricot)
Lineage: Eukaryota; Viridiplantae; Streptophyta; Magnoliopsida; Rosales; Rosaceae
Biological process (GO): activation of GTPase activity
Molecular function (GO): GTPase activator activity
Source: RefSeq, a predicted model, not a curated record
AUGGUGACUGGUCAGAGCUGAGAGUAAAGGACUAGCAAGCACAGAGAAGAAGAGAAGAAUGGUCAUUGUAGAGCAACCAUGAAGAGCAACAGCAGCCAAAGCUACAACAGUGAAGAAAACAACUCGAAGAAAGAUAGUGCUUUCUCAACCCUGGAUUCAAGAUUCAACCAAACCCUCCGAAAUGUUCAAGGGUUGCUCAAAGGGCGUAGUAUUCCUGGUAAAGUGUUACUGAGUAGAAGAUCAGACCCACUAGAUCAGUCAAACAUACAAGGGCACUCUCCAAAUUAUGAAAGGAGCUUCUCAUACAAUGAUGCUGAAACAAGUGAUCACAUGUCCAAGGACCUAGAGGAAGAAGUGCAGAACCUGAACAAGCCAAGCAAUAAUGCAAAUUCAAAUGGCCUAAAUUCAUCAACCUCAAAUAUUGAGAAUACUUCCAAAGAAGCACAAAAAUCCACCAUGGGUGCUAGAGCUACUGAUUCUGCAAGAAUUAUAAAGUUCACAAAGGUCCUUUCAGGGACAACAGUCGUACUGGAGAAGUUGCGUGAGUUGGCUUGGAGUGGCAUACCACCAUAUAUGCGACCUGAUGUAUGGAGACUUCUUUUGGGAUAUGCACCACCUAAUUCAGAUAGAAGGGGGGGAGUUCUGAAAAGGAAGCGCCUUGAGUAUCUUGACUGUGUUUCCCAGUAUUAUGACAUUCCAGAUACUGAGCGUUCAGAUGAUGAGAUAAACAUGCUUCGCCAGAUUGCUGUCGAUUGCCCAAGAACUGUGCCAGAUGUAUCUUUUUUUCAGCAAGCUCAAGUCCAGAAAUCCUUGGAACGCAUCCUUUACACAUGGGCCAUUAGACAUCCUGCAAGUGGAUAUGUUCAGGGAAUAAAUGACCUUGUUACUCCCUUUCUUGUCGUUUUCUUAUCAGAAUACUUGGAAGGGAGUGUGGAUAGUUGGUCAUUCUCUGAUCUGUCUCCUGAUAAAAUAUCUAACAUAGAGGCUGAUUGCUAUUGGUGCCUAUCAAAGUUACUUGAUGGUAUGCAAGACCAUUACACAUUUGCCCAGCCGGGAAUCCAGAGGCUUGUGUUUAAGCUAAAGGAAGUGGUCAGGCGGAUUGAUGAACCGGUAUCUACACACAUGGAGGAGCAAGGGCUAGAAUUUCUUCAAUUUGCUUUCCGCUGGUUCAACUGUCUUUUAAUACGUGAGAUUCCUUUCCAUCUUAUUACUCGCCUAUGGGAUACUUAUCUUGCUGAAGGAGAUGCAUUGCCAGACUUCCUUGCGUAUAUAUUUGCCAGUUUUCUUUUAACGUGGUCAGAUAAGCUUCAGAAGCUUGAUUUCCAGGAGUUGGUUAUGUUUCUUCAACACCUUCCAACUAAUAACUGGACUCACCAAGAGCUAGAGAUGGUGCUUUCAAGAGCUUUCAUGUGGCACAGUAUGUUCAAUAGCUCUCCUAGCCAUUUAGCCAACUAAAAAGGAAUUUGUAAUAUCUAUUAGCGGCUUUGUAAUUUGUUUGUUUGCUUGUUUUUUUCUUCUUCAUAUAGUUGUCCCUUUUUCUGAUCUUAAUUUGGUUUUAUUACAAUGGUUUCUGUUAUGGUGGAGGGCCUUGCCCAUAUAGUAUCAGGUGUCUAAUAUUUGUAUUUUCAAGCAUUUCGUUGUAGAAUUUGGCUUUGAUCAGUGGAGGAAAAAGAAAAAUGAUGUAUUAUUAUGUACUCUUCUUUCUUUGAAUGGAGCUGAUGGAAUUUGUGACCCAA